GCAAUAGCGACACUAUUGUUUAUACAUAAGUGUUUAUUCCGCUUGCUCUUGGUUUUCUCGGAUAUUAAUUCUUAUAAAAUAUUAAGAUAUCAUUGAGUUAAUAAAUUAAAAUGAUUAAAUCUGCUUUACGUAUAACGAAAUUCCCCGUAUUAAUGGGAAGCGUGUCAAUUGACGGUCGAUUAACCUCGUUGUUAGCCCAUUUAAAUAUUAUAACCUCGAGAAACAUUUGCACUACCACAUUACUUUCCAAGGAGAUUCGUUUUCAAAACGAAAAAGUGAAAGUUGGCAGAGGUUCAAAAUAUGGAUUAGUAGAAGGAGAAACUACAAUCGAAACAUUGAAUGUUAAUCAACAGGAACAUCUAUUUCCUGAUGCAGAUACACCAAAUCGACUCUUUAAUGGUGUACCAUUUAAAGAAUUGCAUAUUAUUAAUAUAAAAUCAACUCCUAAUAAUACAAUUUUGAACUUUACUGACGCUAAUGGUAAAGUAAUAUUGGUACAUUCAGCUGGUAUAGAAGGUUUUAAGAAUGCUAAAAAAGGAACAAAUAUUGCUGGUCAACAAACAGCUAUAACACUUGGUAAUCGUAUUCAUGAGUAUGGUAUAAAUACGGUGAGAAUACGGGUACAAGGUAUUGGACCAGGUAGAAUGUCUUCUAUAAAAGGUCUUCAAAUGUCAGGGUUAAACAUUAUAUCAAUUACGGAUGCUACUAGAGUAAGUUGGUGUCCACCCAGACCACGAAAACAAAGAAGAGUGUGAUUAUUAUAUGUUAUAAUUUAUUAUUAAUAAUGAAUAUAUUAUUGGAUAUGUAUUAAUAGAUCUUAUAAAAAUUCCACAAGAUACAUUUUA
Cataglyphis hispanica is the source of this 845-nucleotide messenger RNA. RefSeq lists its product as uncharacterized. Gene Ontology annotation, biological process: translation; maturation of SSU-rRNA from tricistronic rRNA transcript (SSU-rRNA, 5.8S rRNA, LSU-rRNA); ribosomal small subunit assembly. Bases 111 to 755 code for a protein of 214 amino acids. Gene Ontology annotation, cellular component: mitochondrial small ribosomal subunit; ribosome. The transcript has 4 exons. The record is from RefSeq and is a predicted model, not a curated record. Gene Ontology annotation, molecular function: mRNA 5'-UTR binding; structural constituent of ribosome; small ribosomal subunit rRNA binding. Lineage: Eukaryota; Metazoa; Arthropoda; Insecta; Hymenoptera; Formicidae.